Messenger RNA from Morone saxatilis (striped sea-bass), 1138 nucleotides. RefSeq names its product SH2 domain-containing protein 1A-like. NCBI's taxonomy places the organism in Eukaryota, Metazoa, Chordata, Actinopteri, Moronidae. The coding region runs from base 304 to 774 and encodes 156 amino acids. The transcript has 3 exons. The record is from RefSeq and is a predicted model, not a curated record.
CUUUCAGUGAAAGAAGAGGGCUGAGCAUCAAGCCUUAAAGGUUAGAGGUGAGAGAGAGUCUGGGUGAGAACGUGGAAAAUCAGAAAGCUAGCUUGCCAAAGCUUGGGCUCCCUAACAAACAUUUAAAACAGCAAGAACCAAAUAUCAAAUGGGAGGCUGGACAGCUGCCUUAGCUGUGUUCCCAGUCUAGAGUGAAGACCAAAAGGCUCGCCUGCAGUAAAAAGUUGAAGGGGAGAAAAAGAGAGAAAGAAAAGAGCUGGCACUUGGGAGUAGAACAAAAAGCUGAUCUGGAAAGGAGCUGUGAUGGAAAACCUGCCUGUCUACCACGGACCCAUUGGCAAAGAAGAGGGCGAGAGGCGGCUGGCCCAGGACGGGCGGGAUGGGUGCUACCUGGUCCGUAACAGUGACUCUGUGCCUGGCGUCUACUGCCUGUGUGUGCUGAACCACGGAUACGUCUACACAUACAGACUUCACAGGGAUGACGCAGGAUCAUGGGCUGCAGAAACCACUCCUGGUGUGCAGAAACGAUAUUUCCGGCAAAUCAAGAACUUGAUAGCAGCUUUCCAGAAGCCUGGACAAGGAAUUGCCAUGCCUCUGCUCUACCCUGUCACCGCUCAGAGACGGGCACAAACACACACAGAGGCACAGACACCCAGUAAUAGCCUGUCACCGACACACAGCAGCCCAAACACUUACCUCCAGCAGCGGCCACCACAUGCUGCUCAGGGACAGAAAAACAGGAACAAGAAGGAGGUGCGGCAAGCUUUCGGUUAGGUGCAAACUCGAAGCUCAACAUUGACCUAAUUAUGAACAAAAAGACUUGCAUGAUCUCUACUGUUGCGUGCUGUGUUUGAAGUAAAUGUCAUUUCUUUCCUAUUACUAGCUCCUUAUUGUUAAAUCCAAGUCAUUUAGGUUCUCAGUGACUCAGAUCUCAGUAGCCUUCUAGUGUCUUUUUUUUCUGCACAUGCGGCACAGAAAGUGUCUCAUAUCUUUCAGGGAUGUGAUGUAAAAUAUUGAACUGCUGGAACAUUAAUAUCCAUUACUGCAUACAUAAGUUGACAACAAAUAUUGUGCUCUGUUUUUCUUAAUACAAUUCAGUUAUGUGAAUGGCAAAUAAAAUAAAUGACAUUGGUUGAAA